This is a messenger RNA of Zygotorulaspora mrakii, 1563 nucleotides long. RefSeq names its product Atg22p (gene ATG22). The record is from RefSeq and is a predicted model, not a curated record. Lineage: Eukaryota; Fungi; Ascomycota; Saccharomycetes; Saccharomycetales; Saccharomycetaceae. Bases 1 to 1563 code for a protein of 520 amino acids. The transcript has a single exon. Gene Ontology annotation, biological process: amino acid transmembrane export from vacuole.
AUGUCGUACGGAGCCUCUAACACAGGAGCCAAUACUGGCAUAGAUCCUUUAAGGGCCUCUUUAUGUGCUCAAAAAACAAAAAACAACAUAAGAGGAUGGUAUUUUUAUUCCUUUUCAAGUGAGCCGUUCGCUGUCUCUGCAGUUGCCACAUAUAUUCCAUUGUUGUUAGAGCAAUUUGCCAGAAUGAAUGGUGUUUUAGUAGAUGAUCACUCCAUUUCGUGUUCAGAAAGUCAUGAAAAGUGCGUGCUAGGCCUAUUUGACAAUCGCGUUUUCAUUGAUACUUCUAGUUUCGCCCUUUAUACCUUUUCUGCCAGUGUGUUGUUUCAAACUAUACUUGUAAUAACUGUCUCAGGCCUAGCCGAUAUUUGGAAAUCGGUCAGAUUCAAAAGUAAGGUUUUAAUAUUCUUCGGAGUUUUUGGUUCUUUAUCCCUUAUUUUGAUUUCACAAUUGAAUAGCAAUCAAUACUAUUCGCUUGCCCUGCUAUGUAUUACUGCCAAUACAUGUUAUGGGGUUGUGAAUGUAGUAGGGAACUCUUUGUUGCCGUCAUUCGUGUCCGAUCUCAUAAAAUAUGACUCAUCGCAGAUGAACAAAGACGUCGAUAGUCUAACAAGUAUCAUAAGUGGUUGUGGAGCUAGCAUAGGUUAUUCAAGUGCACUUUUCGUUCAAGUAGCUACAAUGUGGCUCAUAAAACGAAGUAAAUCGCAAGAUAACAUUCAAUUGGGAGCUAUGUUUGUUGGCCUGUGGUGGGUCGCGUGGCAAACUCCAAUUUUUUGGUUACUUGCAGAUGUCGAGACGCCAUCACUCAUUGUAGAGGCAUCUUCCGAUGUCGACGACUUUUCUCAAUCUUUAUUCAAAUGGGAGUAUAUGCGGUACGGCUGGACUUCUAUAUUUGAGGCGAUAAAACAUGCACGGUUAUUAAAAGAUGUUGUGAUUUUUCUGAUAGGCUGGUUCAUCAUCAGUGAUUCCCUUACGACAAUCAAUUCUACUGCCAUACUUUUCUCCAAGACAGAAUUAAAGAUGAGCACUCUUCAGCUGAUUGUAAUUAGUAUUUUGACCAUGGUGAACGCUAUUAUUGGCGCUUAUUUCAUUCCCCAUUUCAUCGCACAGAGAUUCAACUGGUCAGCCAAAAAUACACUCCUCUACAUUAUUUGCUGGGCUAGUGUCAUUCCGUUAUAUGGUAUGCUAGGUUUCUUUUUCAACAGUUUUGGUUUGAAACACCAAUUUGAAAUGUAUAUUAUGGCUUUCUGGUACGGUAUUUCGCUCGGUGGCCUUUCAGCAGUGUCCCGUUCGUUGUUCAGUUUAAUAAUUCCAAAGGGACGUGAAUCUACUUUCUUUAGUUUAUUCAGUAUAACGGACAAAGGAUCAUCGAUUGUUGGACCAGUUUUGGUUGGCUUCCUGACUGACAGAACUCACAAUAUAAGAUAUUCUUUUUAUCUGCUUUUCUUCUUGCUGGUUUUAUCUUUACCAGUACUGAAUACACUAAACAUCUCAAGAGCAAAAGUGGAAGCACAAGAAUUAUCCAGGGUUGAAACGGAUGUUCAGAUACUCCAAAAUAGCCAUUAG